Molecule: messenger RNA, 426 nt
Organism: Fusarium venenatum
Lineage: Eukaryota; Fungi; Ascomycota; Sordariomycetes; Hypocreales; Nectriaceae
Source: RefSeq, a predicted model, not a curated record
AUGCCACACACAAAGACCCCCAUGGACAAGUUCUACGACGAAUACAACCGCUGGCACAAGAAUGAGCUUGACGCCAUUAACCCAGACCGAGGCGUCUCGAUCUGGUUCAUGAACAACACGGACCAGGAAUUAACCUGGUCAGACUCAGGAGUCGACCACGGCGAGCGAAGCAAACUGGCACCCGAUACAAUCGCUCCUUGGAAAUGGGGGAGAUGGGCAUUGGAGUCUUCUGGAUUCCAGACUGGAUGUGAGGGCUGGAUGACAUGGGUAUUCAGCGAUGGAACCAAGGUCGAACUGGGAUAUAAUAACCCGUACUAUGGGUCUAAUUCUUAUUCCUGCAGUGUCGGUUCGAGUUCAUUCACUAUCCGCAGGGAAGGGGGAGAUGGAAAUUGCGCUAUUGUUAACUUUAUUCUAAGCCGAAGUUGA